GUCUUAUGUGAAUGCAAUAACAACAAAUUAAGUUUUAUGGGGAUUAAUGUGCGUUAAUUGUAUAGAAAACAAUUGAAAAACAGAGCUGAACAAGUGCAGAUUAUUUUACAUGUGAAAUUUUGUGCAAAAGUGUAGUGAAAAUGGCCACAAAUAUGUAUCGAGUCGGAGACUACGUCUACGUUGAGACAACGCCGAAUAGUCCCUUCCUGAUACGCCGCAUUGAGGAAUUGAAUAAAAAUCCAACGGGCAAUGUGGAGGCAAAGGUCAUGUGCUUUUAUCGGCGUCGUGACUUGCCCAACCCGCUUGUACAGCUGGCGGAUAAGCAUCAACUGGCAACCGCCGAAGACUCACCGCUGGCCACAAAACUGAAGAAAACCUGGCUUAGAACACCCGUGGGCGAGGAGCAAGCGGCACAAGCUGUGCUCGAUCCCUCAAUAGCUGCACUCGACGAGGAACGCACAAGUCCAGCGCAAGUAUCCAAUGCUGGCAGUAGUGCAGCUGCCACGGGAAAUGCCAACAGCAACAAUAACGGUGGCAGCGGAGGCGGCGGAGCCGAUGCGGAGAAGAGUGAAUCCUUGACCAGCAAGCAACGCUAUCAAAUCAAGCAUCGCGAGCUGUUUCUGUCACGCCAAGUCGAAUCGAUACCCGCCACACAAAUCCGAGGCAAAUGCUCGGUGACGCUACUCAAUGAGACGGAGUCAUUGCAGAGCUAUCUCAAUAAAGACGACACAUUUUUUUAUUGUCUGGUCUUUGAUCCGAAUCAAAAAACGUUGCUCGCCGACAAGGGCGAGAUCCGCGUUGGCAGUCGCUAUCAGUGUGAUAUACCCGCGAAGCUUAAAGACACCUCCACGGAUGAGCGCAAGCUGGAGGAGUUGGAGUCGCUGGUGUGGACGCCAGAGCAUACCUUGACGGAUCGCAAAAUCGAUCAGUUUCUCGUGGUCUCGCGGUCGAUUGGCACAUUUGCGCGUGCACUGGACUGCAGCAGUUCGGUGAAACAGCCCUCGCUUCACAUGUCCGCAGCAGCCGCCAGUCGAGACAUCACGCUGUUUCAUGCUAUGAACAUUCUGCACAAACACGACUAUUCAAUUGAGGAGGCCAUGUCCUCGCUAGUUCCUUCCACUGGACCCGUGCUCUGUCGCGAUGAAAUCGAAGAUUGGAGCGCAUCGGAGGCUAAUCUCUUUGAAGAGGCGCUGGAUAAAUAUGGCAAAGACUUUAAUGACAUACGACAAGAUUUCCUGCCAUGGAAAACGCUUAAGCAAAUCAUUGAGUACUAUUACAUGUGGAAGACCACCGAUCGUUAUGUGCAACAGAAGCGCGUUAAGGCCGUUGAAGCGGAGCUCAAGCUGAAGCAGGUCUACAUACCGCAAUAUAACAAUGCCAAAGGCGGCGCAACCGUAAAAGCUGCAGCUGGUGGUGGAGGUAGUGGUGGUGGCGGUGGUGGCGGUGGCAUCUAUAAUGGCACCACCAAUGGCGGCGCCGAUUUGUCGAAUAAUGGCAAACCGUGCGAAUCGUGCGGCACAACUAAAUCAUCACAGUGGAAUCCAUUCAGCAGCGGUCACAUGGCGUGUCGCCUGUGCCAGUGCUGUUGGGAUUAUUGGAAAAAGUAUGGCAGUCUGAAGUCCGCGCACAAGAGCGAUGCAAACGAUGGCGAAAUCAAAAAGAAAGUAGUGCCGACCACUGUAGCUUCAGCGCCGACGUCAACAACUGCAACGGGCACCAACAAUACCACUGUUGUGGACAUUAACGACGAUGAUAAAGUCAGUGAUCUUACAAACCGUCAAUUGCACAGGUGUUCCAUUGUCAACUGUGGCAAGGAGUUCAAGCUAAAGACCCAUUUGGCACGCCACUAUGCGCAAGCGCAUGGCAUUGCCAUUAGCUCCGGCUCGCCGCGACCGAUAAUGAAGACGCGCACUGCCUUUUACUUGCACACGAAUCCGAUGACGCGGGUGGCGCGCAUCAUUUGUCGCAACAUUGUCAAGCCGAAGAAGGCGGCACGCCAGAGCGCGUACGCCAUCAACUCGCUGCUUGUCAAGCAGGAAUUUACAAACCGUAUUAAUGGCAAAUCACCGGCAGAAAUCAAAAAGCUGAUGUUGCUCAAACCUAAGGAUCGCGGCAGCGUUACCAAGAUUGCCAAUCGCUUGGGCGCGCCUGGCAGUGGACCACAUGAGUGGCUCGUGCUAACGCCCAAGGAUAAAAUGCCCCAGCCUGAUGUUGUCUCAUUCCCUAAGCCGCCUAAAGCGGCCGACGGCAGUCUGGUCUAUGAGCGUGUGCCGAAUAAAACGCCCGAAGUAGAGGCGACUAAGGAGCUAACGAUAAUUCCAGCGCAAAGCACAUCCACGUUACGCAAGCGUGCGCACGAAGAGCAGCAGCUCAAUGGCACAGAGGUGACAAUCGUGCCAAGCGGGCCACCAGCCAAGCGACCCAAUAAAGAUCCCAUGCCCUCGCACUGUCCCAGCCCCGAACAGUUUGCGGCCAUGAUGGCAGCAUCGGGUCAGCCACUGUCCAGGCAUCAUUUAAAUGGGAAGCAGAAAAUUGCGCAAAUGGCCCGAGGUGGCAACGGACGCAAACAGGUCAUCAGUUGGAUGGACGCACCCGACGACGUUUACUUUAGAGCCACUGACAUACACAAGAAAACGCGUAAAAUACUCACUGCCGUGGACUUGCGUCGUGCGGCGCGCAAACCUUGGCGCAAUCUGCCCAUCAAAUCGCUAGCCCCGGAGCCAAGCAGCAGGCCUAAUAAACCAGAAAUUGUCAUACUAGACUGACCGGCGUCGGCAGUGGCAAAUAAAGCAACAACAGUAGUAGCAGCGGUAGCAGCAACAACCUCAACGCCAAUAGCAGCAGCAGCAACAACAACAACCAAGUUGUUGUCGUCGUCGUCGUCGUCUUCAGCAAACACAUACGAGCAGCAGCAUCAACAGCAGCAACAUUUGAAGCAGCAUCCACCAUUUCCAUAUACCAUGGAUGCAUUGCUAAACUAAUCAAAUGACUCGGGAAAACGCUGAGCUCUGUUUUAAGAAGUGGCUUGCCAUGUAUAUACAUCCCGCAUGCAUUAUACAAACACAUACAGACAUUAGCACACCCCCCAAACACACACACACACACGCACACACACACCACACACAACUAGCAUAGAGAAGAGAGUUACAGCAUCACUGUAUGACAUUGGUACGUGUUCAGCAGCAACCGCAACAGCAGCAACCACUUUAAUAGCGCUUAAAUAAUUGUCUUUUUUUAAAAAACAAAUAGUAAGAUAAUAAGUGUUAAGAUCUACAGUAAACAAAACAACCGCAAAACAUAA
Scaptodrosophila lebanonensis is the source of this 3301-nucleotide messenger RNA. RefSeq names its product metastasis-associated protein MTA3 (gene MTA1-like). The transcript has 13 exons. Lineage: Eukaryota; Metazoa; Arthropoda; Insecta; Diptera; Drosophilidae. Gene Ontology annotation, biological process: negative regulation of transcription by RNA polymerase II. Gene Ontology annotation, cellular component: NuRD complex; nucleoplasm. The record is from RefSeq and is a predicted model, not a curated record. Bases 141 to 2765 code for a protein of 874 amino acids. Gene Ontology annotation, molecular function: transcription coactivator activity; transcription corepressor activity; histone deacetylase binding.